Messenger RNA from Amphibalanus amphitrite, 762 nucleotides. Its product is annotated as larval cuticle protein 9-like. Bases 157 to 459 code for a protein of 100 amino acids. NCBI's taxonomy places the organism in Eukaryota, Metazoa, Arthropoda, Thecostraca, Balanomorpha, Balanidae. The record is from RefSeq and is a predicted model, not a curated record. The transcript is spliced from 3 exons.
UGAGACGGCAUCUCCCCUCCCCACUGCGAGGCAUUGUCGACAUGAGCGGCGAUCGGUGACGGUUUUCGGACGCCAAUAUAAGGCCGGGACCGGUCGCGUCGGCACAGUAGCCAGUGAGGUCUGUCAGCAGCGCACCGUCCGAACACAGCAGUCACCAUGAGAACGACCGUUCUGCUGUGUCUGGUGGCGAUGGCCACCGCCCAGUCGGAGAGAGACGCCGAGAUUCUCCGCAAUGACUUCCAGAUCGACCCGGAGGAGGGCACCUAUCAGGCCGAUAUGGAGACGUCGAACAACAUUCGGAUGCGGUCCAGCGGCAUAUCGUACAAGGGUGACCAGCCCGAGACGGGGUCUGUCUACGUCGAGGGCGAGUCGUCCUGGAUCACACCCGAGGGCAAGACGGUGCUACUCAAAUACACCAGCGACGAGGGCGGCUACGUACCGGUGGUGUCCAUCUCGUGAUCCGGGGACCGGCCGUGGCGUCCAUCUCGUGAUCCGGGGACCGGCCGGGGUUUGAAUCUCGUGAUCCGGGGGCCGGCGGCCACUGAAGCUGUGGCGUCCAUCUCGUGAUCCGGGCGCGGACAUCCGCUGCUCCCUGGAAGGCGUCUGUCCAGCCUUGCUCGCGUGAUAGCCGAGGAGCCGACGCGGCGGUUUCCUGUUCGUAAUCCCUGAUGAUGUCACACAUGUGAAUAAGACUAUCGUGUAUCGGUGAGCCCACUGUUUUCGAAAAUGGUGUAACAAAUAUAUUGAGCUUCUGUUUUAUAU